AUGGCGCAAGGUGUCACUGCCGUUCCGAGCAGGUGUGAAUGUCCACUUAGUCGAACUGACAACAAGCACGUCUCCUCAGCAGUUGCUAAUCACCAUCAUUAGAACUUGAAGAACUCUCAAAGUUUCCUUCUGGCAAAAUACUCGUCAGGCUCGUCAAAAACGACUGCUUUGAACCGGGUCAAUCAUUGGAACAGCAGCACUUUUGGAAACGUUCCAGCGAAAAUAUUAGCUAGUUUCCGCUAAACGAAAAUCUCGAGAUUCAAUGUAUUUCAUUUCUUUUUCAUAAAAAAUCGACCAAGUUUUUCAACCAUUCCCUGACAUUUCCUUCUUUUGCUUCCUUCUUGGAUGGAUUAGAACUGGCAAAUUCAGUUCCAAAAAAAUUUGCGACUCCAUUGAAAAGUGUCGAUACUUGAAUGAUGAAUCACUUAUUUAGUGGGAGGAGACCGCCGAAAAUAUGCCAACAAAAAACUGAGAGAAGAAGAUCCUCAAAAGGCGAGCCGGCGGUUCUUUGACCUGAUGGAAGAGCAGCGGUGUUCUGGCGGGAGUAUCUACUUCAUCCGUCAGUCGGCCUCUUUGUCUUGUAAUCCCCACAUCUUUUUCGGAUAAACGACUGUAGCAUUUUUUUCUGCUUUGUUUUCAGAUCUGUAACCCGAUACCGCCGUCUUGCGGAAAGUCGUUUGUCAGAUGAGCGUACUGUAAUUAACGCCGCAAGACAUAUUUCGAGACGCACGCCUUCAAAUUAUAUGAGAAGCCAGAGGCCUUGAAGUCCGAUGGAUAGUUACUAAUGUUUUACUGUUACCUAACUGUGAAGCGAAGAUUUCAUCCAAAACAAGAUUAUUAUUCUGAAAGAGCUCUAAGAAACUUGCACUUUCUUCGAUGCGCAAUCGAGAAAAAAAUCGUCUUCAAAAACACUUACAAACAAACGUGAGCUUGACAAAUGGUCUUACCCAUUUGAAAAAGAUUUUUCGAAGUCAGAACUGCUUUUAUAUUCAUCUAUUAUUUCUUUUCUAUUUAUUAACUUUCCGAACAGUCAAGAAAAACGUCGCCAUCGGAGAUUCUAACUUUUAAAUGAAGAAAUAUUUCAAGGCGUUACGAGCUUAUAAUCUAUCAAAGUUUUCACGAUUAUCUCCUACACUCAGACCGGAUUCGCUCCCUCAAAGAAGUCUCCAACCUAGAAUCGAAGAAAAAAGGUCGUAAGCAAAGGUUACAACGAAUAUCUACAGGUAACGGGCGUGUGGCACAAGCGAAAAACAACUGCGAGAGUGGGUCGAAAGCGGAGGAAUCGCGCAGCAAAGAGCUGGCCUCUACCGUCGUCCGACCGUUGUGCAAUCUCGAGAUAGAGGCAGCUCUGCCGGCCCAGAAAACAAUUUGCCGGCCUCGACAUCGAUCCGUCAUUCCAGGCCCUAACUCUCAUCAUAACUAUUAA
Molecule: messenger RNA, 1426 nt
Organism: Caenorhabditis auriculariae
Lineage: Eukaryota; Metazoa; Nematoda; Chromadorea; Rhabditida; Rhabditidae
Source: the annotation of a GenBank genome assembly